Molecule: messenger RNA, 1748 nt
Organism: Ipomoea nil (Japanese morning glory)
Lineage: Eukaryota; Viridiplantae; Streptophyta; Magnoliopsida; Solanales; Convolvulaceae
Product: transcription initiation factor TFIID subunit 8
Exons: 1
Coding region: 389-1519 (376 amino acids)
Cellular component (GO): transcription factor TFIID complex
Molecular function (GO): protein heterodimerization activity
Source: RefSeq, a predicted model, not a curated record
CACCGUCCGCUCCUUCUCGAUCUCGUCUCCUUCUUUCUCACUCUCUCCGCCUCUACAGUUUCUGAUAUUCUGAACCCUUGAGCUAGGUUUUACUGGGUUCAGGAGCCAUCAUUCAGCUCCUUUGGCUAGGGUUUUGGAGCUGACAGAAGGGAUCAGUAGCGGGAAACCCUAAUAGCUGUAUAAAUUUCCUGGUAAGUCUUCGAAUUUCGCAAUUCCGUGAUUUGAUUUUGUUGAGCUCGUUCAAAGUGCGAGCGGUGUUUGAGGUUUUUGCGCUAUUCUUCGGAACUCAUUUCUCGGAUUUUCGUGCUGAAAUGUGCGGGUUUCGCGGGUGAAUGCAUGGUCGGUUUUGGGAGAUUUAGUUCGAGCGGAGUGAUAUGAAGUGUUGAAUAUGAGCGAUGGAGGUGGGGAGAGUGUAAAAGAGAGUGAACGCAGCUGUGGGGCGUCGAAGAAGAAGAAGAAGGUGACGGCGAAGGACGAAUUUGCCCAGGCCAUUGCUAGAAUUGCUGUUGCUCAGAUAUGCGAGGGUGUAGGGUUUCAGAACUUUCACCAGUCCGCGAUGGAUACUCUUUCGGAUGUUGCUGUCAGAUACAUUCGAGAUGUGGGGAGAAUUGCCAAUUCGUGUGCAAAUUUAGCAGGGAGGAGCCAGUGUAAUGUGUUUGAUGUGAUUGAAGGAUUAGAAGAUUUGGGUUCCAUCCAGGGGUUUUCUGGUGCUUCUGAUGUUAGCCACUGUCUUUUGGGUUCGGGAGCAGUCAAAGACAUUAUUAGAUUUGUGGAUGAGGCUGAAGAAAUCCCAUUUCCCUACUCCAUUCCCAAAUUUCCAGUAGUUAAGAAUGGGAAACUAAAUCCUACUUAUCUGCAAACUGGAGAAAACCCACCUGAACAUGUACCUGCUUGGUUGCCUGCAUUUCCAGAUCCCAAGAGUUAUGCAGGUUUAAAUUUGGUGGAAAAGAAAGAAGCAGAUAGCAGGAUUGUUAAGGCCGAGCAAGUUGAAGAUCAUAGAAUGGCUGGCAAACUGAAUUUGCAGCAACAGUUGGCUGUUAAUGGGCGUGAAGCUGCAGUAGCUGUUGAUCCAGUAGAUGCUGCUGAGGAAAAAAGAACAGUUCAAUGUAACCCAUUUCUUGCACCACCUCUGCAAUUUGGGGAGAAGGAGGUCUCCCAAGUUGUCCUUCCAGCAAGAUUUUCUGAUGAAACCUUCAUGCAACAUUCGGAUCAUGCCAUUACAAGAAACCAUGAUUCUAUGUUGGAUGCAUUUACUCCAGCCAUUGAAGCAGUUCAGAGUAGGUCAAGUAAUCAUGAUGAUGGUGGGAAAAAGGUUCUCUUGGAAAGAAGAACUGCAGUACGAUUCCGGUUAGAAAGUCACAGAAAGACAUUAGGUAGAGCAGCAAGCCUAUGGGAUGAGGCUGAUGAGGAACUAGAUUCUCAGGUCGUCAAUGAUAAUGAGAAAGUUAACGGGAAAAGAACAGCUGAGCAAAUUCUCAAUAGUUCCAUGAAUAACUCACAGGAGCAGGCUCACUUGUAAAUUAGGCAUGUUUCAUUAGUCCUAGGAUACUCAUUUAGCAAACAGAGGCAGAUGCUGCUUCCAUGCUAAUCAAAGUAGAGGCUAGAGUUGUCCUUAUAUGGGGUUUUACAGACUGCUAGAGGGGUAUUUUCCCACUUAACAAUCCAUUGAGGUAUGUUAUUGUUAGGCAUGUCUUGAACCUUUGUACUUGAUAACUUUUCAUAAUGACAGUUGCUUUCUAUUUUUUCUA